AUGGACGACGCUUCUUCGCUAAAGGUUAAGACAAAACCUCCCCCCAAAUCUAAGAAAGCAGCCCCCGCGCCAAAAGCCCCGCAGUUAAAGGGCCCCAAACCACCGGCGCCAGUUGUGAAGGAAGAAGUUGAAGAGGCUGCCUCCGAGCCGGCGUCUGAAGUUGAAGAGGAUAUCGACGAAGACGUCGAAGACGAAGAAGAAAAGCCUGAGGUAGCCGCCAAAGUCCGCAAGACGGUCCAGGCCGCCCUAACUUCCAAGACCAAGGACCCCUAUCCGGACUGGAAGCCCGGCGAGCCUGUUCCUUACGCUGCCCUCUGCAAGACCUUCUCUCUCGUCGAGCUCACGACCAAGAGGCUCAUAAUUAUGGAGCACUGCUCUCUGUUUUUGCGCCAGGUCCUGAGGCUUACCCCUGGCGAUCUCCUAUCCACGGUGCUGCUAAUGAUAAAUAAGCUCGCCCCCGACUAUGCUGGCAUCGAGCUUGGUAUUGGCGAGUCUCUUAUCAUGAAAGCGAUAGGGGAGACCACGGGCCGCAGUUUAGCCGUCAUCAAGCAAGAUCAGAAGGAAAUUGGAGACCUUGGUCUUGUCGCGGUGAAGUCGCGUUCCACUCAGCCGACCAUGUUCAAGCCCAAGGCCUUGACCAUACAGGGUGUUCAUAAGGGGCUUAUGAAUAUCGCUACUGUCACGGGUAACGGCGCCCAGGGCAGGAAGGUGGAUGGUAUCAAGAAGCUGCUCUCGGCAGCGGAUGCCAACUCAUCUGGCAAGGUAGACAUUACUAAAGACAAGGGCGGCCCCAGCGAGGCCAAGUAUCUUGUCCGCUUUCUGGAGGGCAAGUUAAGGCUCGGUCUUGCCGAAAGGACAGUUCUUGUCUCGCUAGCCCAUGCUAUCGUAGCCCACGAGGCCGCCGAGAAGGACCAGGUUCCCAGCACCGCUGAUAUCGAGAAGGCUGAGGCCAUUCUCAAGACUGUCUACAGCGAGCUUCCAAGCUACGAUUUCAUCAUCCCGGCAAUGGUUGAGCACGGCAUCAUGAACUUGCGCGAGCACUGCAAGCUCCGGCCUGGGGUGCCUCUCAAGCCCAUGUUGGCCAAGCCUACCAAGGCCAUCACCGAAGUCCUCGAUCGCUUCGAAGGGCAGACGUUCACAUGCGAGUACAAGUACGAUGGCGAGAGAGCCCAGAUCCAUUACGUCGCCAAGGAUGCCGACGAGGAGCUUAGCCAGUCGUUGCCAAGCGCUAGCACAGAGGUUGGUCGUGGCGUUGCUUCCAUCUUCUCGAGGAACUCGGAAGAUCUGUCUAGGAAGUAUCCCGACGUUCUUGCGAAACUUGCCACAUGGGUCAAGGAGGAUACCCGGAGCUUCGUCCUGGACUGCGAGUCGGUGGCAUGGGAUGUCGUUGAGAAGAAGGUCUUGCCCUUCCAGCAGCUCAUGACAAGAAAGAAGAAGGACGUCAAGAUCGAGGACGUGUUAAUCAAGGUGUGCGUGUUUGCGUUUGACUUGCUCUACCUGAACGGCGAGUCUAUCGUGGAGAAGUCGCUCCGAGAACGUCGUGAGCUUCUCCGCCAGUCGUUUCAGCAGGUCGAGGGCGAGUUUUCGUAUGCGACAAGCAUGGACGGCCAGGAGCUAGACGAGAUCCAGACAUUCCUUGAUGAGUCGGUCAAGGCGUCGUGCGAGGGCCUGAUGGUCAAGAUGCUGGACGGCACCGAGAGCGGAUACGAGCCUAGCAAACGCAGUCGGAAUUGGCUAAAGAUCAAAAAGGACUACCUAUCUGGGAUAGGAGACUCGCUGGAUUUGGUCGUCUUGGGGGCUUAUUACGGCAAGGGCAAGCGUACUUCGGUUUACGGGGCGUUCCUGCUGGCCUGCUACAGUCCGUCAACGGACACGUACGAGACAGUGUGCAACAUCGGCACGGGCUUCAGUGAGGCCGUGCUUGAGGAGUUGCACAAGGCUCUGUCGGAGACGGUCAUCGACCGGCCCAAGCCCUUUUACUCUCAUAGCUCUGGCGGCCAGCACCAGCCGGACGUCUGGUUUGAACCGCGGUUCGUCUGGGAGGUCAAGACGGCCGACUUGACGCUGAGCCCUCGUUACAAGGCGGGCAUAAAGGAGGGUGUCGACCCCGCCAGCGAAAAGGGCAUCAGUCUUCGCUUCCCCCGCUUCAUCAAGGUCCGCGACGACAAGAAACCCGACGAGGCGACUACCAGCCGCCAGGUGGCUGAGAUGUACCGCAAGCAGGAGAGCGUUACCAAGAGCAAGGGUCCUGCCGUGGAUGAUGAUUUCGAGUACUGA
Messenger RNA from Lasiosphaeria miniovina, 2277 nucleotides. RefSeq names its product ATP-dependent DNA ligase. Gene Ontology annotation, biological process: DNA repair; DNA biosynthetic process; DNA recombination. NCBI's taxonomy places the organism in Eukaryota, Fungi, Ascomycota, Sordariomycetes, Sordariales, Lasiosphaeriaceae. Gene Ontology annotation, molecular function: ATP binding; DNA ligase (ATP) activity; DNA binding. Bases 1 to 2277 code for a protein of 758 amino acids. Gene Ontology annotation, cellular component: mitochondrion; nucleus. The transcript is spliced from 3 exons. The record is from RefSeq and is a predicted model, not a curated record.